AAGCUGCAAUUUAGCACGGUUAACGCUACUGUUUUACUGUUAGUUAACGUUUGUUAGCUAACAUCAGCUAACCAGCUGACUAACAGCUACUCUGUCUCUAAAUGGAUCAUACGGAGGAUUUAUCUGCUCGGGUCCUGCUGAAAAAUAUCCUCAGCACCGAGCCACCCAGGACCCCCAUCACCCGCAGUGCCUCCAAAGUGCAGAGUACCAGCGGGACCCGACGCAGCAAUAGACUGAGCAAGAAAGAUGCUGGAGCCCGAACCCCACAGGACAUUCUGAGGCGCAGCUUGAAACAUAAAAUGCGUGAGAGUAUAACCAGGAAGUCCCUGCCGGCUACUACAAGGAAGACUGCCUCGUUCGUGCUCAGAAAGGCUAAUACGCCUGGCCCAGCCUCAGUGCUGUUUGAUGAUGGAGACACACCAAGACAUAUACUCAGGAACAUCCUGAGGACAGAACCUGUGAGGUCCCCAGUGGUUCAUGACAAAGCUGUGUCAGAAGGGCCACAGCUGCCUUCAGCCAACUCCAGCAUUACCAGCAAGCGUCCAAGUAUGGAGCUCUCUGGACUGGAUCUGCCUGAUUUAACUAUUGGCAAUACACUAAGCACUGGAAAGGGACUGAGCAGAAAGAGACCUCGUCGGAGCCUUAAUGUAACAGCUUUUGAAAAACGACUUAAAGAUGGAAAAGAUGUUGAAGAGGAAAAUGAAGAAUCAAUAAGUGACCAUUCAUCCCUUUCUUUGUCAAGUUCUACUUCUUUGAGUCUAAAAACACCCUUUGUGGAUGUUCAAACUGAGAAAAGGGGCCUGCAGAGAAAAGUUUCCAACCGUCGAAAAAUCACAGAGGAAGAAUUUGGAGCUGCUGUAAAUAGAUGGCAGAUGGGAAAUGAUCAUGGAGUGAGCAGCUUUGCCCCAGUGGAGCAAGGUCUCCAAGAGACCACCUACUCUGACGGCUUCACCCUGGGCCUAAGCGAACUCAGUGAACCUGAUAUCACGACUGACGUUGUCAACUGUAACACGGCCCUCUACACCCAGCCCGAUGCCAUGGCCUCCAGCUUUUACAAUGUUGCAACGCAGGACAAACCCACAGUGAUGGCUUCUCAGCUUCAGAGACAGAUGAGAGACAUAACGCAGAUGGAAGCAGAGCAGAGCAAGCUGGGGAAAGACAAGUCAAUGUAUGUAUUUCCAACUGAGGAGGAGGUUAUGGCACAACCUCAGAAUGAAGAAUGUGCUUCUGAGUUGCAGUCGGAGAAAGAUGUGGAUGCAGGAAUGGAGGAAUGGAAGAGUACUGAUGGUCACCCUGAAUCUCAGCCUUGUGUAAGCCAUGAUACAGCAGAGUCUGAGGAAGAGGAGAACAGAGUGGAAGCUCAAACAGAAGAGGAAGGUGCAGCUGAUCCUCACAGCGAAGGGUAUGUUGCAAGCAGGUCUCAGUCUGAGGAAGAAGAUGUUGUACCUGACUCCCAAAUGGAAGGAGAAGAAGGUGGAGUUGAUUCCCAGCCUAAAGAGGAUGUUGCAGCUGGGUCUCAGUCUGAGGAAAAGGAGGUUACACUGGACUCUCAAACUGAAGAAGAGGAGGAAGGUGCAGCUGAAUCUCAAACUGAAGUAAAAGAAGAAGGUGCAGUUGAUUCUCAAUCUGAGGAGGAUGGUGAAGACGGGUCUCUGUCUGAGGAAGAGGGGGAUGCAGAGGAAGAUCACAGUGAUCAAGAAGAACCUGCAGCAAGUUCUCAAUCUGAGGAAAAUGGGGAUAUAGCUGAGUCUCAGCCCGAAGAUGGGCAUGAUGGGAAACAGGAGGAGGAAGGGGGUGAGCAGGUAUCAGAACAGCUGGAACAUGACUUGGAGCACAUUAGUCGAAGGGCUCAUCGCUCUGAGGGUGGACUCAUUAUGCCUGUUACAGAAGCAGAUGCCACAGAUGCAGGAUGGUCUGAGGGCAAGUCCGAAGCACUCAGUGCCACUGAUCUACACAGAAGCUUGGAAACAGGAAGCCAUGAGAGCAGCCAGCCUCAUGUUGGGAUGCCUGACCUCGUUGAGUCUUCAACCCAUGGAGAGGAAGAUGCUUCUUGUACAGAGGCCGAGCCGAGUGCUGAUAAAGAGAACUCCUUUCAUCUUCUGCAGGUGACGCAUGAUAUUGAAGACAGCGGCCACCUGCAUAAUGCUUCACCUGAAGAAGCUGCUGCUGAGGACCCUGCUGAACAGGAGGAAGAAUGGGAGGAUGAAGAAGAAGAUGGUGAAGAAACUGAGGAGUUCCCCUGCACGACUCCAGCAUUUGUCAGAGAGAAAAGGAACUUUUUUCGCCCUGAUCCUCUGGACUCACCUUCGGUUCUUAAAAAUAUUCAAGCCAGUAGUACAAGUCAAGCUUUACCUGCAGCUAAACCUAAGCAGGUGCGGAGGAAGAGAGCGCCAACUAAGAAAGAAGCAGGCCUUCCUAAGAACUACCUUAUGGGUGUGUUCAAGCACUUUGCCAAAACAAAGGUCUCUGCCGAUGUUUACCCUGCCCUAAAAGAAAUAAUGGAUAAAUUCUUUGACCGGCUGGCGGAUGACUUGGAGACGUAUGCAAGUCAUGCAAAGAGAAAAACCAUAGACGUUGAGGAUGCUGAACUUCUGUUGAAAAGGCAGGGUUACGUGAAUGACAAGGUGCCGGUGGAAGUGCUUAUUGAAAAAUAUCUUCGCAUGGAGCAGCGCAAGCUCCUGAUCCCCAUUGCAACCAGUGGAAAUGUUGUUAUCCCUAAAAAACGAAGGUGAAUGUUUUAUGUACAGCUACAUAUUUUUUUCUGAUUGAAACUCUUUGACUGCAACAUAUUUUCCUUACACUGCAUUUGAUUGUCUCUGUUUGUAGUGCUGUUAGUCAGAAUAUAAAGAUGUAAAAUUUGUAAAUAUUUGUUGAUAUUAUUUACCAAAACAUCAGUUUUUGUAUGUGAUGUCUGUAUUUUUCUUUCUAUCGUUCUUAAUUUCUAUUCUGUGUUGCUGUAAUAGGUGAGGGUUGAUUAUGCAGAUAUUCGCUUUUUAUUAUCACUUAAGAUUACUACAAGUAUAUGUCAGCUUUCUUCAUUUACCUUUUGAUGCAUAUAUUUUCUGACAGCAUGAAACAAAA
Messenger RNA from Seriola dumerili (greater amberjack), 3081 nucleotides. RefSeq names its product centromere protein T (gene cenpt). The transcript is spliced from 13 exons. Bases 102 to 2732 code for a protein of 876 amino acids. Gene Ontology annotation, molecular function: DNA binding; protein heterodimerization activity. The record is from RefSeq and is a predicted model, not a curated record. NCBI's taxonomy places the organism in Eukaryota, Metazoa, Chordata, Actinopteri, Carangiformes, Carangidae. Gene Ontology annotation, cellular component: kinetochore. Gene Ontology annotation, biological process: mitotic cell cycle; kinetochore assembly; chromosome segregation.